This is a messenger RNA of Temnothorax curvispinosus, 597 nucleotides long. Its product is annotated as gastrula zinc finger protein xFG20-1-like. Lineage: Eukaryota; Metazoa; Arthropoda; Insecta; Hymenoptera; Formicidae. Gene Ontology annotation, biological process: regulation of transcription by RNA polymerase II. The transcript is spliced from 3 exons. Bases 1 to 597 code for a protein of 198 amino acids. The record is from RefSeq and is a predicted model, not a curated record. Gene Ontology annotation, molecular function: DNA-binding transcription factor activity, RNA polymerase II-specific; RNA polymerase II transcription regulatory region sequence-specific DNA binding. Gene Ontology annotation, cellular component: nucleus.
AUGACUGGCAAAUCGAUGUCUCAGAAAUCGUUCGUCUGCGAACUCUGUGGUAAAAGCUACGUUUGGAAGAUCUCUCUGACUCGACAUAUACGAGAAGAAUGUGCCAAGCCGUUCCCUUGCCACAAUUGCAAAAGGAGCUACAAGAACAAGGGAAGUCUGAAACGCCAUUUGGAAGUCGAGUGCAACAAGCCUCCGAAACACUAUUGCAUACCCUGCGCAAAGGGUUUUAAGCAGAAAUGCAACUACCAACGUCACGCUGAAACCGUCCAUGGCAAGAUUUCCUCUCGCGGGAAUCGCGUCGCCGGCGUCGCAUUACCAAAGAGCAGCUGGAAACACAACCCUCAUAUGUAUUCGGAACUUGGGCCGCCGUGUUACUUCGAGGACAAGGCACCACCCGUGGCAAUCGCAAAUAUGUUCGAAAGCUCGGGACCGAAUAAAAAGCGAAAGCUCAGUUCACAGAGAAAUUACCCGUUUAUUGACAAUUUGUCUACAGAUUCGACACCGCAGGCAAAUACGUUCGAAAGCUCGGGACCGAAUCUCCAUGGCGUUAUUUGUGAACAGCAGCUCAUUGUCAUGGAACGCUUCGCGACACGAUGA